CAAGCAGGGACAUAAUCUUGCGACUAGAUCACAUAAUCUUAGACAAAGCAUCCAAGCACUCUUUAGAAGAGGUUAGAAGAAUUUUCGAAAAAUAUGCAGAUAAUAUCAGCCUAAACAAUGCAAAGACUGAGCUGAGUGAUCGACUUGACGAUCUGAAGGAUUUUGUAGUAGAAUUAGACAACAAACAAAUAGAUAUCAAGGAAGAAAUCUCAAUGAACGCUAAGGAAAAAAUUAAUCAGAUCAAAAAUCAGAUUAAGAAAGAACUUUUCGACUCAUAUGGAGUCAAACCUGUUGAUGAGAGAGAGUUUACUGCUAAGUUAGCCCUUAAAGCUGGUGUUGAGGAGUUAGAAAACCUUGGAACUCAAAAAGCAGACAGCCAGGACCACCUUCUGCUCCAGGAUUACUGCAUGCAUCUCAAGGGUCAGCUUGACCAAGUGAUCUUCAUCUUUUGUAAUUAUUUGAAGCAAGUCCAAGAAAUGCCUCAGAAGCAAUCAAAAUUUGUAGCAGAUUUUAAGAACCAACUAGAAACAGUAUAUCGAAGCUUAAAGCGAUAUUAUGCGAAAUACAAUAAUAGAGGUGAAAGAGAAAGUGAAAAGUCACACAGAAGGAUAUCUUCUGGGAAUCCGAGUCUAUCUAUUAGCACUAUUGAUAUGAAUAAUUCUAAGAUUCCAAGGAAGCAGAAGAAGUUGAGCUUAAUGCUUGGACAUACUCAAGUGAGUAGAAAAAUAAAAACCAUGAGCAGCAGUAGAAAGACGAGGAACAGUAAACGGAUGUCUGGUGCAUUCCAAACUGGGAGAUCUAGAAAAACCUUGCAGAAUAUCUCAAAAAUGAGCGCAAUCAAGCAACCGAUACAUUACAAUGACAUCUAUGUUUCCAAUAAAAAUGCUGUAUUUAACUCAAACAUGAACUUCACAAUGGACAACGCAAAGCAAAUGUUCGAGUCAGACUAGUAGCAGCUUUCAAUUUCAACAUUAGUGUAA
Molecule: messenger RNA, 980 nt
Organism: Moneuplotes crassus
Lineage: Eukaryota; Ciliophora; Spirotrichea; Euplotida; Euplotidae
Source: the annotation of a GenBank genome assembly